Messenger RNA from Triticum turgidum subsp. durum (durum wheat), 792 nucleotides. NCBI's taxonomy places the organism in Eukaryota, Viridiplantae, Streptophyta, Magnoliopsida, Poales, Poaceae. The record is from the annotation of a GenBank genome assembly.
AUGCCACCGCUCUCCUCCUUUCUCUCUCUCUCUCUCUACUCUUGUCUGAUGGAGUGCAAGGCGGCGAGCGAGUCGCCCUCGUCGGCCCCCUCUUCUUCCAUGGACAGCUGCGGCGCCGGCGGGCCGCGGGCGACAGUCUCCACGGCGUCGUCCUGCUACCGGCCGGCGAUCGGCAGGGGCCUAAGCACGGACCUUCACCUCGGGCUCAGCCUGCGGUCAUGCUCCUCCUCCUUCCACACGGCCGACGGCGUCUCCGCUUCCACUCCAAGGUCUCUCUACAGACUCGUAAUUUUAUCUAAAAAUUUAACCUUCUUGUUCAUCAUUUGCAUCGGUCGGUCUCUGGCUCCUCUCUGCACAUCAACCGAUGCAUCGAUCAACCCGUUUCUUAGGAGCACCCUGACGACGACGACGACGAUGAGGCCAACGGCGCCGUCGUCUGAUCCGGCGCACCAGAGAGGAGGAGGCGGCGGCGGCCAUGGGCAGCGGUCGCUGUUUGUGAAGGUGUACAUGGAGGGCGUCCCCAUCGGCCGGAAGCUGGAUCUGCUGCUGCUGGACGGCUACGACAGACUCCUCGCCGUCCUAGGCCGCAUGUUCAAGGCCUCCAUCAUACAUCCGGAUACUGUCGGCCGUGAUCACCGAGUGGUUCUUGGGGAGAAGCAGGCUCGCCAUGUUGUCACUUAUCAAGACCAGGAGGGGGACUGGUUGAUGGCCGGGGACGUACCGUGGGAGCUAUUCCUGGCGGGUGUGAAGAAAUUGAAGAUUGCAAGGGUGGACAGUAGCACCUCUGAUUGA